Molecule: messenger RNA, 594 nt
Organism: Dreissena polymorpha
Lineage: Eukaryota; Metazoa; Mollusca; Bivalvia; Myida; Dreissenidae
Product: zinc finger protein 676-like
Exons: 1
Coding region: 1-594 (197 amino acids)
Source: RefSeq, a predicted model, not a curated record
AUGAUCGAGGAGGAUGAAAAUGAUAACAAAGCAUCUGGUGGAGCAAUGAGCAAGAUUACAGACUCAACUGUACAGAACCUCAAGACAUCCAAUGUGAAGUCCUCAAUCCCACUGAUAUCAAAAGUUGGGAUUCGGACCGUGAAAGUUGGUAGCCGCAAAGUGAACGAGGAAGAAAAAGUGGCCAUGGAGAAUGAAAUGGAAAAAGUUGCACAGAGCCUAAAAGGCGAUAAUCUGAGGUGUUCACUUUGUGAUGAAUAUCAGGCUGAGACUUUUUCUGAGCUUACAAAUCAUUUGAAAACGUUCCAUCAUGUUUAUGAGCCACCCCGGUGCGAUGUUUGUGAGAUGGAUUUCGACAAUUGUCAGUCACUUGCCAAUCAUAUUGAGAAAAAACAUGGUCCUAAGAUGCAGCAAACCGUGUUUAAGAGCAAAGCGUUCCCAUUUCAGCAAGGCCUGAUGGCUCAUGACAGUAAAGUUCAUGUCAAUGGGGAAACGUCGUCCAAAGAAAAGAAAUAUGAUUGUGAGACCUGCCAUUUUAAAACCAAUUCAAGAGCUGACCUGUGGGAGCAUAAAAGAUUAAGCAUAACGAGGCCAUAG